AUGUACAAGAAGGCGCUGCACUCCUUCUUCUUGAAGGUGCACCCGGAUUUCUUUCACCACAACCGCAGCCAGCAGCUGGUGAAUGAAAAUUCCGUGGCGCGCCUCAACGAGCUGCUGAGCUGGGCCAAGGCCUUCAAGGGCGGCACGCUGCGCCCGCCCCCGGCCACCGCCAUCACGUUGACGUUCUACAAGAAACCCGACGACGACGACGACGCGGACGGGGGGACGCCACCCUCCGCCUCCUCCUUCGCCCGCCGCGGGUUUGCGGCCGAGGCGACGCCGGCCUCGUCCCUGAUUGAGUCCACGUUUGAGCUUCCGGGGAACUUCACGCCGAGCGACGCCCACCGCGGCUCGGUGGAGCGGUGCGUGAACAAGUUCCUGCGGGACCUGCUGCGCCGGGCGGCGUGCAUCGACAGCGUCACGGAGUCCAUCUCCACAGCCGAGGAUGCGACGGCGGAGCGUGCGGAGGUCAAGCCACUGCGGCGGCGCCCCGGUCCACAUCGGCGCAAGCUGGAGAGGCCCAGGUCGCUCCUGGAUGAGGCGACAGAGAGCAUCUCGCUGCAGUGGAGCAUCACCCCCGCCCCCACGUUAGAGGAACUCAUGGAGGCCGAUCAAAUUCUCUUUGCGCGCGAGCUUUCCCCGCUGCAGUCCGCCGCAGCGCUUCACACGCUGCGCCAGCAUCUUGGGGAGCUUCGCUACCCGGCGUGGGAGUCCAUGCCACUCAUCGUAUCGAAUGAAUUCAACAUUGGCGAGGUGUCGGGGACAAUAACAAUUCCGUGGGACUUUACUCCGCAGCAAUUUCUUGCCUUUUUGGCACGCAACGACGCGGCCAUCCUUCGCUGCCGUGAGGCCGCCACACAUUUUGCCAACACGAUGGAGCAACUCAUUGCCGAAAUUAGUAACGAACUGGAGCUGGACGAUGUUUUGAUCUCCUGCAACCACAAGGACGCCAUGGUGGUGCUGCAGCUGCUGCACCGCAACAAGGAGCUUUUGCGCGGCUACGGCCUGACAAACCUCACGCUGGAAGUUGGAUUCCGGCACGCCAUGCGGGCGAAUGGUGUGGUGAUCGUCAGCAGCGCCCUCACCGCCGAUGAGCUGCGCCCGUGGCUCAAAAAGCUGCAACCCAAGCUAGCCCUGCAGAAGCGGCUUUACAAGAUCUCAAAACAGCUGUUAGAGGCGACAAUGUGGCACCUAAAGGAGUUCCGCACUAUGGCUGAGCCCGGCGGCAUUGACGCUUUUAACAACGACUACACCUAUGCGCAGCGCCUGGAGUGGGCAAAGGAGCUCUUUCGCAUCGGCUCCUCUCUCUCCCCUUGGGAUUGGAAAGACAUCACCUUUGUGCUUGCGCCGGACGUGGACGUCGACUGGGCGCGGGGGCUCAUUGCGCUUCCCCACAACUUUAAUGGAGACGCCUUUGUGCGCUACGUGGAGGGCAUUCAACACGAGGCGAAGCGGCGCAAGCGGGAGGAGCUGCUGGAGGAGAGCGCGUUGCGGCGCCAGGAGGCAGAAGACACGCGGCGGCAGGCGCACGACGAGGCGUUGAUGCUAAAGAACGAAGAGCCUAACGCGGGCGGCGAGGCGGCGGCGCAGGAUUCCCUGCGAGACAUGUACAGGCAAGCCACACCGCACAUGGAGGAGUACCUCGCGUCCAGCAGCCACCGCGUGGACCCGUUGUCGGUGGAGCGGCCGCUGGCCCACGCCGUGGCGUUCAACUCCGACGCCGAGGCGGAGGAUCAGCUGAAGUGGGAGGGCUUCUACGCGGAGCCCUACGUGGAUCAGGUGCCCACCGGCGACCUCGACGACGUGGCCCACACCUUCAUGCUAACCAACCGCUGGCACCGCGAGGCGGCGGCGAAGAAGAUGCUGGAGCAGCUGCGCAGCACGUACGGGAGGAAGAGCCGUCGCUUUGACUACCAGAAGAUGGGCGAUGUUCUGGAGAUCAACAACGCCAAGGUGCAGCCAAAGGGGUUUCCAACGCUUACGCGGGGAUUGAGGCCAACUCCGUAG
Messenger RNA from Trypanosoma conorhini, 2007 nucleotides. RefSeq lists its product as uncharacterized. The transcript has a single exon. Lineage: Eukaryota; Euglenozoa; Kinetoplastea; Trypanosomatida; Trypanosomatidae. The record is from RefSeq and is a predicted model, not a curated record. The coding region runs from base 1 to 2007 and encodes 668 amino acids. Gene Ontology annotation, cellular component: mitochondrion.